This is a messenger RNA of Aspergillus alliaceus, 1320 nucleotides long. RefSeq names its product GNAT family N-acetyltransferase. The coding region runs from base 38 to 655 and encodes 205 amino acids. NCBI's taxonomy places the organism in Eukaryota, Fungi, Ascomycota, Eurotiomycetes, Eurotiales, Aspergillaceae. The transcript has a single exon. The record is from RefSeq and is a predicted model, not a curated record. Gene Ontology annotation, molecular function: acyltransferase activity, transferring groups other than amino-acyl groups.
GUUUUUCAUACCCCCUAAAAUACCUCAUAGAGCAAUCAUGCCUACCCUACCACUCCUCCCAACCCAAUCCCAAACAUCGCCGAUCCAAACGGCUCGGCUAGUCCUCCGACCGUUCCAACCGACGGAUUUCCCGGGACUCCGUAUCCUCCGCACAAGUCCCGAAGCCAUGCGCUGGGCGCGAAAGGGCUGCAUCGACGAAACAGACGAGGAAACAAAAACCUGGAUGAACCGCUAUAUGUCAGAACCUGGCUCAGAUGACCAAUCAAGCUACAAUUUCGUAGUGCACCGAAAAAAAGAUCCGAGUUCCAGGAGUGAGUCAGAAGAAGCCGAUAUCAUCGGAAUUCUAGGAAUCGCCUGCAGGUCGCCGUCGGAAAUGCCUGAGGUUGGAUACUUGUUUCUUCCUGCGACGUGGGGGAUGGGGUAUGCGACGGAGGCGCUGAGGGGGUUUGCGGAGGCGUGGUGGAAGUUACCACUUCCUGCUGGUACUUCCGGUAAGGAGGCGGAGGAAGUGGGAACCUUAUGCGCGGUUACGGAUAAGACGAAUAUAGCGAGUGCGAAGGUGUUGACCAAGUGUGGUUGGAGUGUUGUGAGUGAAGGUGUGGAGGAUGAUGGAGUUGCUGUGCUGAACUGGGUGCUUCGGCGGCCGGGUGUUUGAGAUUGCGAAGGACUUGAGUUCAAUUGCUCAAUGGUAUUUAAUGGGUGGUUUACGAAGUUCAGGUGCCUUCCUGUAUUUAGGGAUUUGAUCUUGGUAUGUAUACGUGCAGAGAUAAAGUAGACGUGCAACGUCUGUGAUUAGCUCCAUUUAUGUACGAAUGAUAUGAGAGUAUAUACGAAGGUUACUGAUGGCUUGCAGGUCCAGCUAAAGCAGAAUGACAGGUAGCUCGCGCUAGAGCAUAUCAUACAGUGCACCCAUGGAGUCAUUCUGACUCCCCGCUUGCUCACUUGAGCAUGGUGUGGCCUUUGACCGAUCGCUUCGCCACUUUUGUCGUAGAAAGGCAGCACUCUUGGGUACUGUAUCAGACUGCCAGAUGCCGUUUAUUUGUCCCAAUCUUGUGCUGAUAACGCGUUGUUGUGUAGUCACUACUGUGCAGAGGCCAACAAUGAAGAGGGGCCAGCACAAAAUGUUAUUUGAAGGUGCGUCGGGUGGUAGACGUCCCAGAUGUCUCCACAAAUGUCACGAUCAGUGCUUGGAUGGAAGCAUCACGGUUUGACAUAAGUGGAUAUAGAACAUUUUUGAUAGUAUCACGCAGGCUAGACGGUAAAGUUCGGAUGUGAUUGCAUUGUUGAGCCAGUCAAUAUCCACAUCUUGGACGACUGAAC